Molecule: messenger RNA, 897 nt
Organism: Dracunculus medinensis (Guinea worm)
Lineage: Eukaryota; Metazoa; Nematoda; Chromadorea; Rhabditida; Dracunculidae
Source: the annotation of a GenBank genome assembly
UUGUUAAUUUCAUUUGCUAAUUUAUUUUUCACAUAUGUUUGUGAUUAUAUUGUCAACAAUAUAUUUCAGAAGGAAUGUGCAGAAAUCGAUGAUGAGAAGGCAUCUUCGUCAAAAACUUCAGUUCAUCGUAAAUUAUGUGUAGAAUAUCAAGCAAAUCAUUGGUCUCCACAAUUUUUAUAUCGUACGAUGAGUGAUCUCACAGUUGCUGCAAUUCGACUUUCUGGCUCAGAAGGUAGUGGUCGAACAGAAAUUGGCCGAUUCUAUGGCAUGAAUACUCGUUCAAAAACUGGUAAUCGUAAGGUAUCUCGUCAUAUAAUCAACGCAUUAAAAUUAUUUCCCGCCUACUUCGGGCAAUAUCAAAAAAUGGAAGGGCGAUGUCGAACUCUUAGGUACUAUUAUAAAUUCUCUUCUGGUCCUAAAAGUUUCAAUACAUUAUUUGCUGAAUGGAAGAACAUUAAUGGAAGUGAUUGCCCAUUUACUAUGGGGCAAGUAAUUAAAUUCCCAAAUGCAAAUUUAAGCACAUUACGAAUAAGCGAUGUAUCCUUGCGUCGUCUUAUGGAUAUAGUACGAUUGAUUAAGGAGAAAUCUGUUAUUGUGACAAUGGCUCGUUUGCACAAAAAAAUUAUUGAAAUCGAAAAAGGAUAUGAAUAUGGUCAUUUGAUCGAUAAAAGGUCUAUUAGGAAAUGUUUGAAAGCUUUAGAAAAAGUGAAAUUGCUUCACGUUUUUGAAACAACAGUUCGACAUGAUGAGACUCAGCACAAAGUUUAUUUUCAUUUCUUUUUUAGUUUAAUUGUAUUUUUAAUUAAAUUAAAUUAUAUUUUUCACAACAAUUCUUAUUUUUUUCAUGCUUUGAUCAUUUGUUACCAAUAUUCUGUUAGUUCGAUGUAUCGCUUUUAA